Molecule: messenger RNA, 1373 nt
Organism: Coffea eugenioides
Lineage: Eukaryota; Viridiplantae; Streptophyta; Magnoliopsida; Gentianales; Rubiaceae
Product: probable protein phosphatase 2C 26
Exons: 11
Coding region: 61-984 (307 amino acids)
Source: RefSeq, a predicted model, not a curated record
CCAUGGAGGGUAGUGGGAAAACAGGGAAUCUGGGGAGGCUGCAGCUGGAAGCGGUGGGAAAUGGCGGCUACCGCAGUGUCUCAGUAUUACCUAUCCUUCCAUUCAAUUCCGGAGGACGGUGGUACGUGGAGGAGGAGGACUGGUAGCUCAGUUUGUUGCACGCCGCCCGUGGCACCCAUUCCCAGUUCCAGCCCCCCACCUGUUGUUGGACCGGAGCUAUCGUUGUCUUUUAGAGCCCAUGUUAUUCCACACCCCAAGAAGGUCGAGAAAGGUGGGGAAGAUGCCUUCUUUAUCAGCAGCUAUAAUGGGGGUGUCGUUGCUGUCGCUGAUGGCGUCUCUGGCUGGGCCGAACAAAAUGUGAAUCCGGCGUUAUUCUCUCGAGAAUUGAUGUCGAAGGCUUCAUCUUUAGUUGAGGAUGAAGAGGUUAGUUAUAACCCCCGAACUCUUAUUCAGAAAGCACAUGCUGCUACUUCUUCAGUUGGCUCUGCUACUGUAAUCAUUGCAAUGUUGGAGAAAAAUGGGACACUGAAGAUUGCCAGUGUUGGGGAUUGUGGACUGAGGGUCAUUCGAAAAGGUCAAGUAGUCUUUUCCACUUCCCCUCAAGAACACUAUUUUGAUUGUCCCUACCAAUUGAGCUCAGAGGCAGUUGGUCAAACAUACCUUGAUGCCACGGUCAGCAGUGUGGAAUUAGUGAAGGGAGACACACUUGUGAUAGGCUCAGAUGGGCUUUUUGAUAAUGUAUUUGACCAUGAAAUUGUCUCAGCCGUGGGUACUACGAGUGAUGAUGUUACCAACACUGCAAAGGUAUUGGCUAAUCUUGCUCACACGCAUUCAUUGGAUUUGAGCUAUGAAUCACCUUAUUCCCUGGAGGCUAGAGCGAGGGGGUUUGAUGUUCCUUGGUGGAAGAAAAUUCUUGGGAUGAAGUUAACAGGGGGGAAGCUUGAUGACAUUACUGUUAUCGUUGGACAUGCGGAGAGCUCGUGAAUCAUCAGACCAUACAUACCGUUAGACAUAUCAUAGGACGUUCUGCUGCCCGGUUGUCUCGCGGAUCAUCUCGUUACCCGUGUUUCUGUCCUUGAAUGGUGUUAAAAUAAGGAGGAAAAUGGCCUAUUCGUUCGUCGUGGCAUUAUACGCGCCACGUUAUAUGGACUAUCUUAUCUUCUUCGAAACACCUGUAAAUUGCAAUAUCUGUUGAACAGUGUAAUUAGCAGCACCUUUUUUUUUUUUUUUUUUUUUUUUUUUUUUUUGUUGUUGAAACAACUUCACCAAGCAUUCUGAAGAAUUUUACCUUCUGGUCUUCAUGAGGGGUGGAAAAAAAAUUCUUCACAUGGCAAAAAUAUUCCUGAUUAUAUCUAUCAUCUUGAAUUUAUCAA